This is a messenger RNA of Merops nubicus (carmine bee-eater), 718 nucleotides long. RefSeq names its product vitamin K-dependent protein S-like. Gene Ontology annotation, molecular function: calcium ion binding. The transcript is spliced from 7 exons. Lineage: Eukaryota; Metazoa; Chordata; Aves; Coraciiformes; Meropidae. The annotation marks the transcript as partial. The record is from RefSeq and is a predicted model, not a curated record. Gene Ontology annotation, cellular component: extracellular region.
AUGGACACGCACGUGCGCCCUAGCCGGGGUGUGCCGCGGGUGUCACGACCCUCACGUGGCUGUGCUAGUCUGGGAGUCUUAUCUCAGCAGUAUGCCUCUCAGUUCCUGGUGAGGAAACGUCGAGCAAAUUCUUUUAUGGAAGAAAGUAAGAAGGGCAAUCUAGAAAGAGAAUGCAUUGAAGAAUUAUGCAAUAAGGAAGAAGCCAGGGAAAUCUUUGAAAAUAAUCCUGAAACUGAGUAUUUUUAUCCUAAAUAUUUAAGCUGCCUCGCCUCCCAUCGCGCGGGGGUUUUCAGAGUUACUGCAGUUACUCCAGAUUCUCCAGCUGACCUGAGGGCUUGUGUCAAUGAAAUCUCAAACCAGUGUAGCCCUCUGCCAUGCCAUAAAGAUGGAUAUAAGGAUUGUAUAGAUGGACAAGCCAAAUACACUUGUGUCUGUAAACCAGGAUGGCAAGGAGAGAAAUGUGAACAAGAUAUAAAUGAAUGUGAAGACUCAAAUGGAGGCUGUAGCCAACGCUGUUCUAAUUUACCUGGGAGCUACCGUUGUUUGUGUGAAGAUGGCUACUUCAUGCACUCAAAUAAACGGGAUUGCGGAGAUAUAAAUGAAUGUGUGUUAUACCCAAACAUCUGUGGGACAGCCACAUGUAAAAAUACCCUGGGAAAAUACGAAUGUGAAUGUGCAGAAGGUUACACAUAUAAUUCAACUUCCAAGAACUGUGAAG